Cannabis sativa is the source of this 2275-nucleotide messenger RNA. RefSeq lists its product as uncharacterized. The transcript has 4 exons. Gene Ontology annotation, molecular function: protein phosphatase regulator activity; protein phosphatase 1 binding. The record is from RefSeq and is a predicted model, not a curated record. NCBI's taxonomy places the organism in Eukaryota, Viridiplantae, Streptophyta, Magnoliopsida, Rosales, Cannabaceae. Bases 328 to 2145 code for a protein of 605 amino acids. Gene Ontology annotation, cellular component: plasma membrane.
UGUUGCUCGUAAAAAGAACUCUCUUCUCAUAAUGUAUGGUCAGCAUUAUAGUCAACUUCCAAGUCAAGUUCAUGGAAUAUUAUUAUAUUUAUUUGGAUACACCACUUGACUUUUCCCAGUAAACUUCUGGGAUGCAGCGAUAAAGUCCUAAGCCAACUUUGAAAAGGUCUAAGUAACUACCAAACUAACGAGUCACGAAUCCCUUCCUUUCUCCACCACGUGUUUUGAAGAUAGUUCAUCUUUUCUUAAGAUCACUUGCCCAAAUUUAUACGCACGCACACAAAAAUAAAAGGUGUGAAAGAUAGAUCGAAAGACCUUUGGUUUCUAAUGGAUCGAACAGUGUUCGAGGCUGCAGCCUCAGGAGACUUCAACCCUUUUCAGGGUCAUAGUGAACAGCAGAUUAUGGACUUAUUAACACCCGAAAGGAGCACCAUUCUCCAUGUUUCCGCUAGAUUCAAUAACAACAAGUUCACAGAACAAGUUAUCCACUUCUGUCCAAGGCUGCUGCUCAAAGAAAACACUGCUGGUGAAACUCCCCUUCACAUAGCAGCAAGAGUUGGGAACCAUGAGUUAGUUGAGCUCCUCAUAAACAGUGCUGGUGAUGUUGAGAGAGAGCAAAUCGACCUGGGAAGUCUUCUCAGAAUAAAAGAUUUGGCUAAGGAAGACACUGCCUUGCAUGUUGGGGUGAGAAAUGGUCACUUUGAAGUGGCUAAGUUGUUGAUUGAUGCAGAACAUGAGUUGCUUGAUGUGCUUAAUGCUGCUAAUGAGUCUCCACUUUUUCUUGCUGUGGAAGGUGGCUUUUCUUCUAUUGCUAAAUACAUAAUGGAAAAGUGUCGUUUUUCAUCUCCAGCCUCUUGCUCGGGCUCUAAUGGCAUGAAUGCUUUGCAUGCAGCUGUGAUUAGGAUUCACCAUGCUAGAUUUUUGGAGCAUCAAGUGCCAGAUUUAUCACUCGAGAACUUGCGGCGUCUGAUAAGGAGCUUUCUAUUACACUUGGAAGAAUGUUUUGGAAGAUUACCCCAACAAACUGAAAUAGAGAUAAUAGGGGUACUACUAGAGAGGGAAGAAAGUCAAAAGGCUGAUUUACUAGAAGAACAGGACAACAUAAUCCAAUGGACUCCUCUCCAUUUUGCUGCAUGUUUGGGUCAUCUUGAAGCAACCAAACUUAUUCUUCACCAGAAUUGUAGUUCAGUUGCUUAUCUGAAGGACAAAGAAGGCAUGUCAGCACUUCACAUAGCUGCCAAAGAAGGCCAUGUCUCAGUAAUGAGAGAAAUCAUCCUUCAUAAACCAGAGGCUUGUGAUUUGGUUGACAACAGAGGCUGGACACCUCUUCACAUUGCUGUUGUCAAUGGAAAACUUAGUGUUGUCAAGUACAUUCUCAAUACCGCAAGACUAGACUUCAUGCUAAACACUGCAGAUAAAGAUGGCAAUACUCCGUUGCAUUUAGCGGCCGGUUUUAAGUAUAAAAGGAUUAUCAAUGUUCUAGUGAAUGACUGCAGAGUUGACAAGAGGGCUACUAAUCUCAAGUACCUUAAGCCAAUUGACAUACUUUUAACUAAUGUCAAUAUUGGUGAAUUUUUCAGGUGUUGGUUUGUAAAGAAGUUGGAACAGCAAGGUGGUCAAGAGAGUCUACAAUCAAUCAUCUACAGAGUAGAACAAUGGAAUCAGUUGGUUAGAAACGUUGACCAUCAUCAUCAUCACCCCAUGGAAAAAGCCAUCAAAUCCGACCGAUUGAAGAAAAUCUCAGACACCCAUUUGCUGGUAGCUGCUCUUAUUGCCACAGUUACAUUCACAGCAGCUUUUACUUUACCUGGAGGGUACGAAAACGAUGAUCAUACCAGUAAGGGAAUGGCAGUUCUGUCAAACAAGAUAUUUUUCAAAGUCUUUGUUGUUGCAGAUUCAGUUGCCUUUUAUUGCUCUGCAGCCUCAGUCUUGCUUCAGUUCUUCAGCUCAAUUGAGCAUAACUAUUAUCUUCUCCUGCGGUUUACAAGAAUCGCAGCCACUCUUACUUACAUUUCCAUCUUUGGAAUGGUUAUUGCUUUCACUUCAGGCUUGCGUGUUGUCAUGCCAAGCUCGUCGUCUCUAGUGUACUAUACUCUGAUAAUGGGUGGUUGCUGUAUUUUUCUCUUUAUCAUAGGAUGUCUUUAGAUGAUUAAUAGUACAUCCUUCAUUUUUUUCAGUUUACCAUGAAAUAGUCAAAAUUAUCACAACUCACAAAUCCAUUUCGAAAAAAGAGAGUAUAAAUUGGGUGCACAUAUCAGUACUAUUUUCUUGUUUU